Owenia fusiformis is the source of this 5398-nucleotide messenger RNA. NCBI's taxonomy places the organism in Eukaryota, Metazoa, Annelida, Polychaeta, Sabellida, Oweniidae. The record is from the annotation of a GenBank genome assembly.
GCUCAUCUUACCCGCCAGAAAAUUUGAAAGAUUUAAUAUUUUAACAAUGUCGUUUUAGUGAUUUGUAGAGAGAAAGAUGUCUGGCUGUAGUAAAGCAGCAGAUAAAGCGGACUUAAGGUACUGCUGUAGAGCAUGUAGCCAGAUACUGUGCUCUUUAGGAGGAUACAGGAAGCAUUUUAAAAACAACCACCCUGAAGCAAAUCAGGGUUUUUAUCAGUAUGAUGUCAUCAAGCCAGACAGUGGAACUGCAAGCUGGUACAAAUGCAGAUGUUGUCCCAAGAUAUUUGUUGGCAAAAAGAAGUACACAGCUCAUAUCACAACAGUACAUUUCCGUGAGCCCUCGGAGAGUGACAUCAUCAAUAAGCCAAAUUCAACAAAUGAGAAAAAAACAAGUCCCGAGAAAAACAAGCCUACUUCAGCAACUCCAGAACCUGUUCGAGGUCCGAAUCUUAAAAUUUACACAUGCAAACACUGCGGUAGAGAGUACAACAACUACUACAGUUGCUACAGUCAUGUUAAGAAAAAUCAUCCUGAAGGUCAAGGCAACCAUGCCAUAACCUCGACCAAUCAGAAGACAGCAAGUUCAACCAAUCAGAAUUCAACAUCUUUAGUGCCUGUUCAAGGGAAUGAAAAUGAUGGAAAAAUUUACGAGUGCAAACCCUGCAAGAAGCAAUAUGGCAACUAUAAAAGUUACAGUAGUCACUUUAGAACAUUACAUCCAGGGGUUAUUGCCCGAAAAUCUGACUAUACAUACAUUAAGAAAAAUAAAAAAGAUGCUUUAAAAGUCAGAGACCCUGGUGUGUGUAUUUUCUGCGACGAUGGAGUAGAUGAUGAGAUGAAAUGUGGGAAAUUACUUCAAAGUCCAGGCCUUACUGUCCAUUACUUCUGUAUGUUGUUUGCAAGUGGACUGAGCCAGAACGGAAAAACGGACACAUCUGGUUUACUUGGGUUCCUGCCAGUGGACAUAAACAAAGAAGUUCGCAGAGGAAAGCGUCUGCGCUGCAUCUACUGCAAGAAGCUUGGAGCCACAAUCGGGUGCAUUUAUAAAUCAUGUCGACAAAUGUUUCAUCUUCCUUGUGGGCGCAAAAAUGCAACACUUCACCAGUUUUAUGGAAACUUCAGGUCUUUCUGUGAGGACCACAGGCCAGAACAAGAGCUCUCUAUUGAGGAGAUAUCAAGUACGCCAGUAAAGCAGAAAAUUAUGACGUGUCCGAUAUGUAUGCAUGAAAUGAAGACAGAAAUUAGUACCACCACAAUGAAGGCCCCUUGUUGUAAGAACUCUUGGUUUCACAGGGAAUGCAUCCAGCAAACUGCCCUGGCAUCAGGUACACACUUCUUCAAGUGUCCCCUAUGUAACAACAAGGAUGAAUUCCAGAGUACAAUGCUAGAGUUCGGAAUCUAUAUACCUGAUAGGGAUGCUGCAUGGGAAUUGGAACCCAAUGCUUAUCAAGAUCUACUUGAGCGUCACUGUCGUUGCGACCUUAAAAAGUGUGUCUGCCCAAAAGGAAGAUCAUAUGAUAAACCAUGCAGCAAGUGGGAGAUCAUUCUAUGUGACAACUGUGGAUCAAGAGGAACACAUUUAGAGUGUGCAGGAUUCAAACACAACAAGGUUGACUGGAUCUGCAAGAACUGUGAGGCCAUACAAAAGAAAGAUGUGCGAAGGGUGAGCCAUAACAAGUUUGUAAAAUUGUCGCAGUUGAAAGUUGAAGGAGUGUCAGAAGAUAAACAGAAGGAACUACAGAGAAAAUGGACUGAGCAUUUGGCCGAGCACAAAGCUAGCAGUGGAUAUCCUGGACCAGGAGAUUUGAUGAGGAAGAGAAAACACGAGGAUGAUAGUGAUUUGCCUACGUCUAAACGUUACAAGGAGGCAACACCUGGUGGCAAGUCACGACUUAGUCUAUCAAAGCACACGAAAAAUGCUACCCACACUCAGAAGUCCAAAAAAUACACAUAUCUCAAUUCAAAACGUCCCACCAAAAUGCUCUCAAAACAAACAUUGGGCUAUUCACCGUGGAAAAGUCCCCGAAAAAGGGCCCUUCCGAUUGUUGAUCUGGGACGCAAUAACCUCUUCAAAGAACAUGGCAUAACUGGUCCAGUGUGUACAGUGACGUCAUUAGAAACUGGAGAUUUAUUUUGUAGUAAUAUUGUCAAGAAACCCCCAAGAUUGAACUUAAACUGGCGAAAUGGAUCAGCGGACUCCAAACGGAACACCGGAACCCAUAUUUCCCCAUCUACUUUGCCAAUAAUGGCUCGGAACUCAUCGGGUAAACAAGGCUCUAAAUUCUGGACAUACAUCACAGAGCCUAAUCCAACUGAAGAACCAACAGUGAAGGCCACACGGGUCCUUCCAAAGGAAUUAAAACAAAUUGCUCCAACAGCUGAUUUUCUGGAUCGAGAUUUUUAUAAGACAGUAUCGGAGGGAUUGCAGACAAAACUGCCUUCAGCUGUCCGGAAACUUUUAGAGCCCCCAAAAGGAUGGUCAAAAAAUGAUAGCUACUAUGCUCAGAUGAACUUCACCGAUCUCCAAGCCUUGGCGGUGUCUGAGAGCUCCCCUACAAAGAACAGUAAAGUUCAAUCAGAGGCCAAAGCCAUGACUGUGCCUGAGAGCUCAUCUUCAGAGUACAGUAAAGUUCAACCUGAGGCCAAAGCCAUGACAGUGCCUGAGAGCUCAUCUUCAGAGUACAGUAAAGUUCAACCUGAGGCCAAAGCCAUGACAGUGCCUGAGAGCUCCCCCUCAGAGAACAGUAAAAAUCAGCCAGAUAAGCAAGAAUCUAAGCCAUCCAAAAUACUUGCAGAACUGCUCCCCCCAAAAGGUUGGAAUCAGGAGGAUAGUUUUUAUUCAAAUCUAUCCAAAUUAAAAAGCCGCCGAAUUGAACCCAGUAUGGAGGCUGCUGGGGAGGGUGGAGGAAAAAUGGAGAAAUUCGAUCUGUAUAGUUCAAGUUCUGAAGAACUUAAUGAAGCAGUGUUGAAAGGACUUGAAGAUCUAGAUGUUAUGAUUAAUGAAAUGUCACCAGAAAGUCCCAAAAAGAUAACUCAAAAUGCAGAAGAUACCCCAAGAUCAACGCAGUCCUUAGUAAAAGACACUCCGAAAUCAACACAACCAUUUAUUGACAGUAACCCGAAAUUAAAGCAAGCCUGCAUUGAUAGCACCCCAAAAUCAACUCAACCCCAUCUAGAUCAUCCCCCUAAAUCCCCAAAAUCUGGAAAGCCAAUCAAUAAGGUUAUUGAGGAUCCUCAACAGACGAAAGCUAUGACAACAAAGCUUUAUCAAGGCUUUGUCAAAUCUUUGUUACCCUCUGAUGGUUUUAAAGAUAAAACAGCAUUGCAGUGUGAUACUGACUCCCCAAUGAAAUUGCGCACUGGGAAGACCCCUUCAACAAACAGCACACCUAUUAAGACCCCUUCAACCAACAGCACACCAAUAAAGAUGAACUCAAACAAUGUCAUAAAGAAACUCCAAUCAAGAAUUCAUGAUACUGUCGAUGACGAUAUCCCUAAAGUCGCAAAAGAAGGAAAUAUUACCAAUGGUUUGGACCAAAUAGAUAAUGAUGCACCAUUGAAGGAUAAUUCUAUUGUGAUAUCCAAACUGAAGAAUAUGGAGCGACAGCUUAGCAAACUGACAUCUUCAGAAGGUUGGACUUCAAAGUUGGCGGCUGAUGUCAUGUCUGACUCCAUCAGCUCCAAUAUUGAACAACCAAGCUUGACAUCUGCAGAUGAUGUCAUCACUGAUGUUCUUGAGGCAUCCACAACCCCUAUUAAAGAUGGCUGUACAAUGGCUUUGACUCCAAAUUCAGCCAACAUGGCACACUCAUCCAGUUCAUCAGCAUCAAAGACAUACUUUUUACGGAAACAAUCCAGUGAUACGUCUGCUACAUCAACUUGCUCACUAGAGGGCAGCAUCAGUGGCUUAUCAUCCACAUCCAGUAAAAAUUAUCCAUUCAAGAAACAACUGAGUGCAACUCCAAAUGGAGACCCCUUAGAUGCUAUUGAAGAAGGGCCCCUUAGUUCAGACUUGAGCAACAACUCAUACCACCCUCUCCUUCAGAACUACAUCAAUGACCACAUGGUCGAUCAACCUUUAAUCUCUCCAUCAGACAAAAAUAACAAUUCCCCUUUAAAAGACUGCCCUAGCCCUUCAGACAAUAUUGAAUUUGUACCAAGCAGCGCAGGAAGUAUGGAUAGUUCAAAAAAUAUGUUCCCAUAUUUGGGACAAUUGGACGAUGAUAGCAACACAAAUAUCAAGACCCCUUCUAACAGAAUUGAAAUGGUCCCCAGCAGUACAGGAAGUAAUGAAGGUUCUAAACCAGAAAUGUUUGCAUAUUUGGAACAGCUCAAAACUGAUCAUAGGAUUUCUUCUAGGAAGUCGCUGUUGCACGAUUUUACUCAACUUUACCCAACCCCUGGGCUUGAUACUCAAGACAAGCCACCUUCAGCUCAGAAACGUAAAUAUGUUAAAAGGAAAAAAUGUAGAUGCCAAAAAUGUGGAAAAUUUUCGCUUAAUAAAGCUGAAUAUUUAUCAAAACUUAGAAAUACAUGCAAGAAAGGCAAUUUAACCUCCAGACAAGACAAUGGUGCCUCCGCACAAUACAAUGGUGCCUCCAUACAAUACAAUGGUGCCUCCACACAAUACAAUGGUGCCUCCACACAAUACAAUGGUACCUCCAUACAAUACAAUGGUGUUUCGACACAAGACAAUUGUGCUGAACAUGAUAAAGUAGACUUCCCAAAUCCAAGACUUUCUAAUGUUUCCCAAACUUACCUUGAAUCUGGAGAGUGGCCCUCAAUUGCCGAUCCUGGUGCUUGCUAUAAUGAUGAUUUAGAGCUGUCCAAUUGUGAACGUAACAAAGACAUAGGUUCAUCUAAAUCAUCAAGAGCCAGAAGUCUUUUAAGAGAACCAUGGGGCACAAAGAAAAAAUGGGAGCAGGAUGAAACUCCACAGUCUUCUACACUGUCUAAAGCAAUGUUGUUGCCUGAGACCCCUAAACACUAUGUGAAGAUACACACCACAUUAAGGAUCUCCCAUACUUGAGACACAAGGCAGUAUAUACUAAUUAAGCAUUGAAGACUAGAAAUCACAUCUUAUGUGACGAGGACAUUGAUUUGGGCACAGUCAUUUGGACUAUACUGUAACUGUUUCGCAUUUGUACACCAAAUAUUGAAAUAACUGACAAUUUUCAAUAGUCUUCGAUUAUCACAUACCUCACUCAAAAACCUGGAUUUAUGGAAGCAUAUGAUGUGAUCUGAAAAAGGACUUGAAUACUUGUAGGAAUUUGUGAUUUGUGCAACUGAAGAUUAAGAACUCUAUGGUACUUCUAAAUAUAUGUAUGGUUACUAGGGAAAGGACUUGACGGUUGAACUUUGUACUGUAAAUUGUUUUAAUUUGACUGCCGUUUUAAUU